This is a messenger RNA of Jatropha curcas, 3097 nucleotides long. It is a transcript of the gene CMT3, whose product is annotated as chromomethylase 3. Gene Ontology annotation, biological process: negative regulation of gene expression via chromosomal CpG island methylation. The record is from RefSeq and is a predicted model, not a curated record. Gene Ontology annotation, molecular function: DNA binding; chromatin binding; DNA (cytosine-5-)-methyltransferase activity. Lineage: Eukaryota; Viridiplantae; Streptophyta; Magnoliopsida; Malpighiales; Euphorbiaceae. Gene Ontology annotation, cellular component: nucleus.
CCUAGUUACUAUAACUUAAAAAAAGGCCUGUCUCUCUUCCUCCACCUCUCAUCUGUUGCCAUUCUUCCUCUUCUCUAUCCACUCGUAGUACUGCUACUAUUCUUGCUUUCUCUCCCUAUCUCCUCCAUCCGUGGCUGUCGGAGCACCGCUGGGACAUGGCUGGGAAGCGGAAAUCGACGGCCUCUUCUGGAGCAGCUUCCUCUAAGAAGUCAAAAAGAGUAAAAGCUGAGGAGGAAUCAUUUCCGGAAGAAGUGGAUCAGGUGGAUGAGGUAGGGGCUAGGCUGAGCUCUGCUGUGGUGUCUAAUUCCGAGAGAAAUGUUACGGGGAUAAAGGAGAACGAGAAUGGCAGUGCAUCUGAUAUAAAAUCUGCUAUUGAAGAGAAGUUGAGGAAAAAUGUGAGUGGUCCUGGUGGAGAUAACGAGGAAGAUGGACCUGAAGCUAGGUAUAUUGGCGAUCCUUUCUCUGAUGAAGAGGCUAGGAGACGGUGGCCUAAUAGAUAUGCGAAGAAGACAAAUAAACACGUGACUACAAAAAGUUCAAAUGUUAAGGAUGAUUCUGACGAUGUAAUUCUAGCUCGCUGCCAUUAUCGACAAGCUGAGGUUGAUGGGCACAACAUCUACAAUCUCUAUGAUGAUGCUCAUGUCAAAGCAGCAGAUGGGGAGGACAGCUACAUAUGCAAAAUUGUGGAGAUGUUUGAGGCUAUUGAUGGGAACCUAUACUUUACUGCCCAAUGGUUUUACAGGGCUAGGGAUACUGCAAUCAAGCAUGCCUAUCAGAUGGAGCAAAAGCGCGUUUUCUUUUCAGAAAUUCGGGAUGACAAUCCACUGGAUUGUCUUGUUGAAAAGCUGAACAUUGCCAAGUUGCCUUUGAAUGUGGAUUUAGAGGCAAAGGAAGCAGCAAUCAAAUCUUGCGACUAUUUCUGUGAUAUGCUCUACUUACUUCCUUAUUCCACCUUUGUUAAAUUACCAUCAGAAAACACAACCGCAAGCAAUGAGAGUUCAUCUACACUAUCCAGUGACAAUGAAAUGAAUGAGUUGAAGUCUGCCAAUGAUGUUUAUAAUAAAUCAGAGGUGACAUUGUUAGAUUUGUAUUCUGGUUGCGGUGCUAUGUCAACAGGCCUAUGCCUUGGUGCCAAAUUGUCUGGUUUAAAUCUUAUUACUAAAUGGGCAGUUGACUUGAAUAAAUAUGCCUGUGAAAGUCUGAAAUUAAAUCACCCUGAGACAGAGGUGAGGAAUGAAACUGCAGAAGAUUUUUUAUUAUUGCUAAAAGAAUGGGAGAAGCUCUGCAUCAGGUUUUCACUUAUAAGUAGCACAGAUCCAGAAAAGCAGCAAUCUUAUUCUUUUGAUCUAGAAGAAGAAGACAGUGAUGCUCAAGAUAAUGAUGACGAUGAUGAUGGAGAUGAUGGUGAAGUUUUUGAAGUAGAAAAGGUGCUCCAAAUUUGCUACGGUGACCCAAAGGAGAAAGGGGAGCAUGGAUUGUACUUUAAGGUUAGCUGGAAGGGUUAUGGUCCAGAAUAUGACACAUGGGAACCAAUUGACGGUUUGAGUUAUUGUCAGGAAGCUAUAAAGAAAUUCGUUGCUGAUGGGUAUAAAUCAAGUAUUCUACCAUUGCCUGGAGCUGUACAUGUAAUUUGUGGAGGGCCGCCAUGCCAGGGCAUUAGCGGAUUCAACCGUUUUAGAAACAAAAAUGAUCCUUUGCAAGACGAAAAGAACAAGCAGCUCUUAGUUUUCAUGGAUGUUGUAAAGUAUUUAAAGCCAAAGUUUGUUUUGAUGGAGAAUGUUGUGGAUCUUCUGAAGUUUGCUGAUGGAUUUUUGGGGCGAUAUGCCAUGGCUCGGCUUAUUGAAAUGAACUAUCAAACAAGAAUUGGCAUGAUGGCUGCUGGGGCAUAUGGGCUUCCUCAGUUUCGGAUGCGUUGUUUUCUUUGGGGUGCCCAACCUGCUGAGAAGCUACCACAGUAUCCGCUUCCAACACAUGAUGUUAUUGUGAGAGGUGUAGUGCCUGUUGAGUUUGAGAGUAAUGUUGUUGCUUAUGACGAGGGCUCUGUUGCUCAAUUGGAAAAGAAGCUGUUGUUGGAGGAUGCAAUUUCUGACCUCCCAGCAAUUGAGAACAAUGAACAUCGUGAUGAAAUGCCUUAUGGUAAUGAUCCUAUAACAGACUUUCAGCGGCAGAUUAGAUUAAGAAAAGAUGAAUUGUUGGAUUCUUCAUUGAAGUCCAAAUCAUCAGAAAAUUUGCUCUAUGAUCAUCGUCCACUUGAGCUGAAUAAUGAUGAUUAUCAACGUGCUUGCCGUAUACCAAAGAAAAAGGGUGCAAACUUCAGAGAUCUACCAGGUGUUCGUGUGCGUCCUGAUAACAAAGUUGAAUGGGAUCCUAGUGUGAAAAGGGUUUAUCUUAAAUCAGGAAAGCCUUUGGUCCCUGAUUAUGCCAUGACUUUUGUGAACGGGUCAUCAUCAAAACCUUUUGCCCGUCUUUGGUGGGAUGAGACUGUGCCGACAGUUGUUACAAGGGCUGAGCCUCACAAUCAGGCAAUUUUGCAUCCUGUACAAGACCGAGUUUUAUCUGUUCGUGAAAAUGCUAGACUCCAAGGUUUUCCUGAUUACUAUAAACUCUGUGGGCCUAUAAAAGAAAGAUAUAUUCAAGUGGGAAAUGCUGUUGCUGUUCCGGUUUCUAGGGCACUCGGAUAUGCACUAGGUUUGGCAUUUCAGGGUUCUGCAGGUAAUGACCCUUUGUUUACACUGCCAAAGAAAUUCCCAAAUCUUACAGAACAGGUUUCUUCAGCAUCGUCAGAAGACAAUGCUUGAUUAUUGUGUGGCAAAGAUAGAAACAUGACAUUCAUUCCUUUUGCCAGAUUAUUUUCUCCAUAGAAACAAUUGUACCAUAUAUAUAACAUUCUUCAUAAAAUGUUGUAUUGAAUAUUAGAGGCAUCAAGUUAAGCCUUUUAAAUUGUUUCACAUGGUUAGGACUUAGGGGGAGAGCUAAUUUUGUUGUAGAAUGCUUUUAUUGAUUGCGGUUAAAGCCUAAGGAAUUGACAUGUAAUUUGCUUCUAUUGUCAUGGUUUCUAAUUGAAAAUCAAAUUAAAUCAAUCCAUUUUUGGUUUUUA